UGCAAUGAAAUGCCCGCUUCAAUCAAACAAACAAGUCUCACCAACACGUAACACGCAACACGCAACACGCAACACGCAACACGCAACACGCAAGAGGGCAGAAGCAGGCCGGCCGAUAGGCACAUAUGUACAGUAUGUCUAUUCGCCCGGCAUUCGUGUCUCCGCCAGCCAAUGCAAAUGGACCGAUGAGAUCAGUCGCACACACAUACGGCACGGCCUCAGCACCAGCACCAACACCAAGACAGAGAUGAGUGCAGGGCAGGUAUGGCGGCAGGGAGUGAAGGGGCGCAGAGAAGACAGUCAGGCAGACCGCACCGCACCGCACACCCACGCCGACGACCACAACUCCCUCCCCGAAAAGUCACUAGAGAAAACACAACACACCCCAUGCAAUUCUGGCUGGACUGGACGGAGGUGCCCAAGUUGGGCCGCAACCGUCAAAUCCAGUGAAUAAUGAGACCCACUACACUGGCCAGCCACGGCAAUCACUCGACAGACAGAACCGCCGAUAUAUGCCGUCACGGUUGGCUGCAGUGCACAAGGCGAGUCAAGUCGUCUUCAAACACACACAUACACCACUCACACCCACAACCGACACACAGCGUCAUGAAAGGGACAGAAUCGACCCACACAGAUCGAGACCUCACGCACACAUCGCAUCGCAUUCGGACCUAGGAAAAUAACUAAAGAUGACUGCGCUCUCGACAGCCCGAUGAGUUAGUAGUCAGAAUUGUAUUGAGAGGCAGCACUGGACACCAUGGCGACUUGGAUGAUAACAAUGAUGAGCACCAGGAUGAGCGUGACGCUGGCCGAGAUGAGGCAGCGCCAGGCCCACUUGCGCCUCUCCGACCCCUCCGGGGCGUCCAUGUUGAAGCAGAAGGCAAUGCACCCGACGAUGGGGAAGAAUAUCGACAGAAUGCACGACACCUGACAUCAACAUACCACACACACGGGGAGGGCAACGUAUGGGCGACUGACUGACUGACUGGCUGUUUCUCCCUGCCUGCCUGCUCGUCCAGAUAAGUCACCCACCUGUGCGCAGCCGAGCAUACACGCCUCAUCGUCGUAUCGGCGAUCCACCACCACUGCCUGCGGGACGUGAAUGACGUGUGCACCACCCCCAUACUGUGCCGGAAUAGCCUGUGGCUGGACGUACUGCGGCUGCUGAACGUACUGCGGCUGAUCACCGCCCUCCGGCUUCCCAGCUGUGUUUGUCGCUUCCAGCGGCUGGCCGACAACAACCGGCUGCACUUCGUAUGCCGGUGCAGUGGCGGGGACUACGUUCAUGGUGUGGUCGCUUUGGGUCAUGACGUGGCGGACGAAGAUCUGGUUGAUUUGGCGGAGGUUUCGCUGAAGGAAGUACCGUGAGGAAGGAGGUAUCAGCACCGACCGAAGAAGGGAGGGGAGGGGAGAUGAGAGAGGGAGGGAGGGACAAGACGGGGAGGGAGGGAGAGGGGAAAUGGAGGGGAAGGGUUU
This is a messenger RNA of Vitrella brassicaformis, 1476 nucleotides long. NCBI's taxonomy places the organism in Eukaryota, Vitrellaceae. The record is from the annotation of a GenBank genome assembly.